AUGUCAACAAGAUGUAAACACCUGGACCCCGUCUAUGUAACGUGUAAACAGAGGAGGAGGAGGAGGGAGAGCCGCUCAGAGAAUGAGAAAUGGACUAUGGACCACACAGCAGAAAUGGACUAUGGACCACACAGCAGAAAUGGACUAUGGACCACACAGCAGAAAUGGACUAUGGACCACACAGCAGAAAUGGACUAUGGACCACACAGCAGAAAUGGACCAUGGACCACACAGCAGAAACCUCUUGGUGUCUCUUUCUCCCUGUUUGAGUCCCAGCAGAAUAGUGGACUGGCAACUGCAGGGAGGCAACACCCUGGGGACUGGCAACUGCAGGGAGGCAACCAAGCAACACCCUGGGGACUGGCUACUGCAGGGAGGCAACACCCUGGGGACUGGCAACUGCAGGGAGGCAACACCCUGGGGACUGGCAACUGCAGGGAGGCAACCAAGCAACACCCUGGGGACUGGCAACUGCAGGGAGGCAACCAAGCAACACCCUGGGGACUGGCUACUGCAGGGAGGCAACCAAGCAACACCCUGGGGACUGGCUACUGCAGGGAGGCAACCAAGCAACACCCUGGGGACUGGCUACUGCAGGGAGGCAACCAAGCAACACCUUGGGGACUGGCAACUGCAGGGAGGCAACCAAGCAACACCCUGGGGACUGGCUACUGCAGGGAGGCAACCAAGCAACACCCUGGGGACUGGCAACUGCAGGGAGGCAACCAAGCAACACCCUGGGGACUGGCAACUGCAGGGAGGCAACCAAGCAACACCCUGGAGACUGGCUACUGCAGGGAGACAACCAAGCAACACCCUGGGGACUGGCAACUGCAGGGAGGCAACCAAGCAACACCCUCCCUGGAGACUGGCUACUGCAGGGAGGCAACCAAGCAACACCCUGGAGACUGGCUACUGCAGGGAGACAACCAAGCAACACCCUCCCUGGAGACUGGCUACUGCAGGGAGGCAACCAAGCAACACCCUGGAGACUGGCUACUGCAGGGAGGCAACCAAGCAACACCCUGGAGACUGGCUACUGCAGGGAGGCAACCAAGCAACACCCUGGAGACUGGCUACUGCAGGGAGACAACCAAGCAACACCUUGGGGACUGGCUACUGAAGAGCGACAACCAAACAACUUUCUGACAGACUGUUCUGAUGAAUGGUGACAUCUGUCAUCCUGGAGAUAUUUUGAGGACAUUCUGUUUGUGUAAAGAUUCAUGUGUCUAUGGUUUGUUUGUUAUUUUCACAACAUGCUUUCUUAAUAAAUACAAUACUUUUAUCACA
Molecule: messenger RNA, 1290 nt
Organism: Oncorhynchus keta (chum salmon)
Lineage: Eukaryota; Metazoa; Chordata; Actinopteri; Salmoniformes; Salmonidae
Exons: 3
Coding region: 1-1149 (382 amino acids)
Source: RefSeq, a predicted model, not a curated record